AACCUCAAAUGCAUACGAUGACGAGCAUUGAUACCCUACCUGGAUAUGAGGAUGAUUGGUCGGUUGUGCAAGAUCCUGCAACGCGGAGAAGAAUCCAGAACAGGAUCGCUCAGCGAUCUCAUAGAUUGAAGUACGGGAGAAAGCCAAUGACUAAGAGGGAAAAUCGGACGAGUUUACGUGAACCUUUAGAGACGCACCAAAAUGUUCAAGACAAGAAGCGCAACAAAGAUUCAGAGGUGGUUGCAACGUUUGAGAUUAACAACUAUCCUGCAGAUUCAGCACAUAGCUUGGCAGACCUCGACAUAUCCUUCUUGGACUCGCUUGACUACCAACCGAAUUCGUCUCAAGAAGCCACUUUAUCUGGAACACUUCAAAAUAUUGAAAGCACUUCUAAUCCUGCGCUCGAUACAUCUACCGUAGAUUCCCGGGUACUUGAGUCUCGUCCCAAUACUGCAGUCAGCACAUACCAGCCCCCAUCUCCACUGACUGACCAACUCAUCGUCGUCCGAGCCCUGGGGACCCUCUCCGCGCUCCUCUUCAAUGCAGCCAUCCUCCAAAUCGACUGCCACAAACAAAUCCGCAGCCGCGAAAUCUACGUCCCUCCCACACUCUCCACACCCUCCGCCCUGACACCCACACCUCUCCAGUCCACAACCCCACAUCUCCCCUAUGUGGACCUCAUCCCUUUCCCCUCCAUGCGAGACAGAUUACUACAGUCUCAGCAAUUUAUCAGUGGAGUUGAGAUCUGGGCGGAUAUCACGAGAGAUAUUACGGUCUGGGGGAACACGCCUUGGGAUGAAGGGGCUUGGGAGAUUGGUGAGAGAUUUGCGGUAAAGUGGUGGUUUUUGAUGGAUGAUGAGGUGUUAAGGGGGACGAAUUUCUGGAGGGGGGCGAGGGAUGAGAGGAGGUUGUCUAUGGGGGAAAUUAGAGAGAGGCUUCAAGGAGGCUUGCUCCUGGUGAUGUAA
This is a messenger RNA of Cadophora gregata, 965 nucleotides long. RefSeq lists its product as uncharacterized. The record is from RefSeq and is a predicted model, not a curated record. Lineage: Eukaryota; Fungi; Ascomycota; Leotiomycetes; Helotiales; Ploettnerulaceae. Bases 9 to 965 code for a protein of 318 amino acids. The transcript is spliced from 2 exons.